This is a messenger RNA of Panicum hallii, 3658 nucleotides long. RefSeq names its product ribosomal protein S7, mitochondrial. The transcript has a single exon. Gene Ontology annotation, biological process: ribosomal small subunit assembly; translation. The coding region runs from base 1824 to 2270 and encodes 148 amino acids. Gene Ontology annotation, cellular component: ribosome; mitochondrial small ribosomal subunit. The record is from RefSeq and is a predicted model, not a curated record. Gene Ontology annotation, molecular function: rRNA binding; mRNA binding; structural constituent of ribosome. NCBI's taxonomy places the organism in Eukaryota, Viridiplantae, Streptophyta, Magnoliopsida, Poales, Poaceae.
UCUUUCAGGCAAUAUCUCGCUGUAGCAGUAAUAGCCCAAUGGCUUCUAGUUGUUUUUUUUACCCUUCCGGGCUCUUUUCCCCCGGCGGCUAGUUUCAGCAUAAAAGGAAGAAGUCGGGUCCGCGCGGUUCGCCUUUUCGAAUGCAGCAGUGUUUUUGGCUUUGGCAAUACCAGCUAGCUAGCUACUUACUUGUGUGGGAGUCCUAUAAAGAAAAGCCUGAGUUAUAGACUGACUAAAGAAAUCCACCUAAGCCGUAAGUUUUUGUUACAGCUGGCACACCUGCUUGCAAACUCGAAAAUCUGAUUCUAGUAGAAAGUGGACUAAGUCUUAAGAGAGAUAAGCCGGUCUUUAUACACUGGCCCUACUUCGAAUUCAGUCAGUGGCCAGAUGCAUUGUAAGCAAUUCCAGUCCCAGCUGCUGAGGUGGCGUAGUCAGCCCUACCUAAGUAUUGAACAAAACCAACCAUUUGUAAAAUAUUAUCCUAUCCUGCAUAUUAAUUAAGACCACUUAUUAGAUCAAGGUUGGCAUACAUAGCAUAGGAAGGUGGAGCUUUGGUCGUGGACAGUAGGGGAGACAAGUUAAAUAAUGAGUCAAAUAAUGAGUAGAGAAGGCAAGCCCAAGAGUGUAAGAGCACAAGAUGAAGCAUGGCCUUGGCAUAUGAGAUUUGGCCAUUUGCACUUGAUAAAAGAAGAUGGAAAAAGGGAUGUCCAAAUCAACCUGUUCAGCAUGUAUUUUAGGAAAAGAUAGUCUAUAUAGUGGUAGGACUUUUCCAUCAAAAGCAAGAUAAAGAGAAUCAAGCACCACUUAUCAACCGGUUGGGGAAUGUACAAAGAAUGCUGAAGAAUAAACAGCGUAAAAGGGGAAGAGUUCAAAAACCACCUAACUAAGCCUAUCACACCAAAUAGAAAAGAGACAAAAAGACCAAAACAAGCUUUUUUUCAAGCUCUACAAGUCCUAUAUAUAGUGAACCACUAGAUAGCCGUGUUCCACUAGUCCAGUCUUGCCGAGUUGCCUAAGGACCCAGCCACAGAAUUUAAUAAAUAGUCUCUUAUCGGAAGGAGAAAUAAGAAUAGAGUAAGGAGGCCCGCCUAGUAGAAGUAGAGGAGAUGGUUGCGUCGGAGUAAACCGAGUCUCGGUGUAUCCUUUGUCUGUUCAAAAUCGAUAUUUUUCACAUAAAAAGAGAGAUUUACUUUAUCUUAAGUCUACUUGAAUUCUAGAAAAGUCCUUUCGUCGAUAAAUUCACCACGGCUUGUCCUUCAACGAAGCACUGUUCACCCGAGGCGGGAAGCAUUGUAGGUGAGUAGAUACUAGAGUUUUGGGUAUACAAGAAGCCGCGAGGGAUCGUUAUAUAGUUUUCAUCUGGUAGGUCUUCUUACUUAUGAUGCCUGGAACUUUAACUAGAACAGGGCAUUCCUCAACCGAAACAAUUAGAGAACUAGUUAUUCCCGCGGGACACGAACUUACAUGAAACUAAACUUUGAAAACAAGUUUACUUUCGUUAGAAAAUAGAAAAACCAACGGAAAAUCAAGUCUCAUGUUGCUCCUCAGAAAACUCGUAGAAUAGUCUCAUUGGCCCUCGUCGAUGGGACAAACGCGGAAGUGUAUGCGUUACAUUUACAGGGAAGCUAGCAUUUUGUCUUGUCAUGGAAGUUCGUGUUCGUGUUCGAAUGUUCGUUGGAAAAACCAACGCCGACGUCAAGAUCAGUCUCCUUUCUCUUUUCGGGAGCAGAGCUUAAAAAGAUGGACAGUAACGAUCGCGUAAUAUCAAUUUAUCGGCCUCGUCAUCGAAAGCGGCUUCCAAUUGCUCGGAAAUUCUCAGCUAUAUGGGGGACUUUGAUGGUGAGCAAAAAGAAUUGAUCAAGAAAUUGGUAAACUUUCGCAUGAUCGAUGGUAAAAGAACGAGAGUUCGUGCUAUUGUUUAUAAAACUUUUCACCGCCUAGCUCGAACUGAACGCGAUGUAAUCAAACUUAUGGUUGACGCCGUAGAUAAUAUAAAGCCAAUAUGCGAAGUGGUCAAAGUAGGAGUCGCAGGUACUAUUUAUGAUGUUCCUGGGAUUGUAGCCAGGGAUCGUCAACAAACCUUAGCUAUUCGUUGGAUCCUUGGAGCAGCUUUCAAACGACGUAUAAGCUACAGGAUAAGCUUAGAGAAAUGUUCAUUUGCUGAGAUACUGGAUGCUUACCGAAAGAGGGGAAUUUCACGUAAGAGAAGGAAGAAUCUUCAUGGACUGGCUUCCACCAAUCGGAGUUUCGCGCAUUUCAGAUGGUGGUAAAGUGAUACCACAUAAGGAGCUCUUCCUCAUUCAGUCAUACUCAACAAAAGUCAGAAAUGUUUGACCCUGAUCCUUUUUUCAUCUUCAUAUAGAAAGAAAAUCGGCCUUCCUCAUACUCCCCCCUUCAUUCAUGGAGUUGGAGGAAUCCACAAGAGGCCUGCCCGUUCAUAAUUGCAUAAAAGAACCAUUCUUUUUAUGAAAACUCUUGUUCCAAACAAGCAAGGGAUUGAGCAACUAGCGCAAAGCCGUUGCGCUAACGCGCAUCCGUUUUCUUGCUCCUUAACGACCGAGGGAUGAAAUCUUUCGACGACUAGGGAGGCGUCACCCGAGGCCGAUUCCUGUGGAUCACUAUAGAAUCUUCUAGAAGCAAGCUAGGCUACCUUCUGGCUAGCUCUGCCAUCUUAGAAAAAUUCCUUCGCGCUUAGCUUAGUAAGCUAGCUUGGUAAGCUAAGCAAGCCUGGUUCUCCGGGCACUAUGGUAGGACGUGGAUCGAUCAUGACGAGAAUGGACUUCUCCGUCAUGUAAUGGUUUAGAAGAGUCACGGUCCAGUUCCCCGCCGGGCUUUUUCCCUUCUCGACUAGACGAAGGAGAUAUUCAUUCCAUUCAGGCAGGUGAGGAAGGGCGGCUAAGGCUUGACCCUGUCUUCUCUCUUGGUCGGGUCGGAGGCUAAGUUUCUCAUUCAGUGGUGAGGUGUUCAUAGAAAGCAAGGCCUCGCCCAACGAGUGGCGGAUUUGGUUUGGUUUGGGUGGGGUCUCGUCUCGCUUGGACGCUGGGGAGAUCCAUAGAUCUGGAUAGAGUCUUUCUCGCUCAGUAAAGAAGAGUACGCGCGCUACGGCUUACGCAGUGGAUCUUCGGGCAACCAACCCGGCACAUCCAAUUCCGAUCAACAACUUGGAGGUAUGGCUGAGUGGCUUAAGGCAUGGUUUGCUAAAUCGACAUACAAGAAGAUUGUAUCAUGGGUUCGAAUCCAUUUCUCCGGCACGGAAGUUGAACGGGCGGGCGAAAUUACGUGAGAGAAAGAACCUCAGAUUGAUGGAGUCCGCCGUCGAACAGAAUAGCACUACUUAGUGACUAGGAGCGGAGCGCCCUUUCUUGUUCUUGGUGGCGUCUAUAGCGAAGAAGACCUUCCGAACGAGGGCCGUCCAGUCCCUGGCCGGCUCUCGGUUCUUGAGCAAGCUCCUCCACUGCGGGUAGGAUGCUUAUAGAUGAAGAAAGAGACUUUAGGCAAGUGGUUCUGGUAGCUCAGCUGGUUAGAGCAAAGGACUGAAAAUCCUUUUUUGCUUGUUUCAGUGGGAAGAGCAAGGGGAUUGCCCUUUAAAUCCUUCAUGGUUCGAAUCCAAUCUGAGCGUCUUUUUUUUUCGGUAUGCCGCUCCACGAGCAAGGAGCGC